CCUCCCCCGCCGCCCGCCGCGCCGGGUCCUAAAGCCGCGCGCCUCAAGAGGAUGGUGCGCCUGGCGGCCGAGCUGCUGCUGCUCCUGGGGCUGCUCCUGCUCACGCUGCACAUCACCGUGCUGCGCGGCUCGGGAGCCGCCGACGCGCCCGACGCGGCCGCGGGCAACGCCACCGGGACCGCGGUGCAGAAUAACCUCAACAUAGAAAGUGACUCUAUAUCAGAAACCAGCUUUCCUCUCUCCAAGGAAGCGCUAGGGGAGCAACAGGACCACCAGGCUUCCCACCAACCCUUUCCCAGACAGCGAUUCCGGCAAGAGGCUGGGCACUCUUCAUUGCAAAGAGAUGGUCCUAGAUCCUUUCUCCUUGAUCUACCAAAUUUUCCAGAUCUUUCCAAAGCGGAUAUCAAUGGGCAAAAUCCAAAUAUUCAGGUCACCAUAGAGGUUGUGGAUGGUCCCGAGUCUGAAGCAGAUAAAGAUCAGCAUCCGGAGAAUAAGCCCAGCUGGUCAGUCCCAUCCCCUGACUGGCGGGCCUGGUGGCAGAGGUCCUUGUCCUUGGCGAGGGCCAACAGCGGGGACCAGGACUACAAGUACGACAGUACCUCGGACGACAGCAACUUCCUCAACCCCCCCAGGGGGUGGGACCACCCAGCCCCAGGCCACCGGACUUUUGAAACCAAAGAGCAGCCAGAAUAUGAUUCCACGGAUGGCGAGGGUGACUGGAGUCUCUGGUCUGUCUGCAGUGUCACCUGUGGGAACGGCAACCAGAAACGGACCAGGUCUUGUGGCUAUGCAUGUACCGCGACCGAAUCUAGGACGUGUGACCGUCCAAACUGCCCAGGAAUUGAAGACACCUUUAGGACAGCUGCCACUGAAGUGAGUCUGCUUGCGGGAAGCGAGGAGUUUAAUGCCACCAAACUGUUUGAAGUCGACACGGACAGCUGUGAGCGAUGGAUGAGCUGCAAAAGCGAGUUCCUAAAGAAGUACAUGCACAAGGUGAUCAACGACCUGCCCAGCUGCCCCUGCUCCUACCCCACCGAAGUGGCCUACAGCACCGCCGAUAUCUUCGACCGUAUCAAGCGCAAGGACUUCCGCUGGAAGGAUGCCAGCGGGCCCAAGGAGAAGCUGGAGAUCUACAAGCCCACUGCCCGGUACUGCAUUCGCUCCAUGCUGUCCCUGGAGAGCACCACACUGGCUGCCCAGCACUGUUGCUAUGGCGACAACAUGCAGCUUAUCACCAGGGGCAAAGGGGCGGGGACGCCCAACCUCAUCAGCACCGAGUUCUCAGCAGAGCUCCACUACAAGGUGGACGUCCUGCCCUGGAUUAUCUGCAAGGGCGAUUGGAGCAGGUACAACGAGGCCCGGCCCCCCAACAACGCACAGAAGUGCACUGAGAGCCCGUCGGACGAAGAUUACAUUAAGCAGUUCCAAGAGGCCAGGGAGUAUUAAAGAGACGCCCCCGCUGGUACUCGUGACUCAGAUGCACUGCACUGAUUGCCGCGUGAGCGCUCGAGCCCGUCUUACCCGCAUCCGUGUGUGUCUGUGUACACCACGAGUAUUUUUCAUAAAUCACACCAGGGUGUGCGCCAGGCCCGGGGGACUGCCAUCGGAAGCCGCCCUUGCCACCUGCAAGCCCACAGACCUCCUGGGGACUCCUCCUAGGGCUCCAGUGGCAGGAGGACAAGGACAAAGGAGCCAGAAGAAUCUGGAAACCACAAUGGGUGCAACUCGGCUCACGCCCAGACGGUUUCCUGGAGAAGCAGAGCAGGAAAAAGAUGAAGGUGUAACAUUAUGAGCAGGUUUUAUAUGUAACUUAUUUAACAUGAAUGUGACUUAAGUGUAACCUUUUCUCUGGAGUUGUGAAACUAAUCACUUCUGGGAGAGUUCAGACAGGGGCUUAGGGAGGUGGAAGAGAAUGGGGAUUUUGUAAUGAUUUCUUCAAGCGUAAGUAGCUCAAUGGAAGUCCAUCAAAACGAGAAAACACCCAUGUUAAACCAAAAAUCAUUUAGUAAUGGGGCACCUUGCUGAAGUCUCAGCUUCCAAAAUUCUCUUGCCUAAGACUAGGUAUAGGGUGGGGGACAAAUGGGUACUUUAGGGGCAAAUCUGAAGCCUGGCUUGAAAUAGCUUUAAAAUAAAAGGCCAAUAGUAGCAUAAUGCUAUGAUUCUACUAAAAGGCUUUGGAAUGGCAGAAUUUCUGCUCACGUCUUAGUAGGCUCAGAAGGCUGCAGGAAGGUUAGACAUAAGAAAAGGUAGUAGCACUUUUCCAAAGAAAAAAAAAGCAUAAUAAAUGGUAAAAGAACAUGGACCUCAUUUCAUCCAUUUUAUCAUAAUACCAUUUUAACAAUUUUUUACUCCACCAGUGUAUUCCCAGCAAAUAAAUAUAAAAAGAAGAGGGGGACUCAAGUCUAAGAAAUUCUAAUUUUUUUAUGUUUUAAGAAAGGAAAAAUACUACAUUAUUUUUGUAAAGUAUUUAUUGAGACAUUGAGUGUCAUGCAUCAAGCAAUUGUAAUGUGACCUGGUUCUGUAGUGUGGAACUUAGGACAAAUAUAAAAGUUGGUUCUUAUGCAAUUUUACUUGUAAAACUCCAGGAAAAGAGAAUAUAUAAUAAAAUCAUAAUAAAAUGUGUUAGCUGCAGUAAGUGUGUUACCUGCAAAUAUUUAUCAUAAAUACUAUAAAUAGCCCUGGUGACAUAAGGUUUCCAAGCAGGGGAAAGGAAGGUGCAAACCAGGUGGGAAUAAAAGGUUCAUUGUUUGAUGUGAUGGUGCUUGGAAUAAGUCAUAGCAUCUUUAGCACCAAGAAUGUCAACCCAGUGCCCAGGAGGCUGAAGCUCAUUGACACAUACAACUUUUUUCCCACCAAGAGCUAAGAAAGAGCUAAGUGCUCAAGCUGCCCAGAGCAAGUGCUUAAGCCAGCCCAGGUGAGUGGGGCUGCUUCUGGACAAAAUUCUGCAAUUACAGUAAUAAACAGAACUACUUGUCAUGCAAAUUAUUCUUUUUCCAAAUGAGAAAACCAAAGCUCAAAAAACAUAAAUCAUAUUGGACCCAACCUUCAUUUCCUAGCCCAGGGCUCUUUCUACUAUAUCAAAAUUCUAGUGUCAUUACAUUCCUGGUGUCUGUGGUAUUCCUGACCCCACACUUAGGUUCUCCUGAUACAAUCGUCUUAUUACAGAAAAGAUCUUAUCUGUCAUUUACACUUUAGAAUGAAUUAUGCACAUAUUGACCCCUCUCAGGGUAUUUAUAUUUAAGAUUUAUUUCUAAUUAUAGAAUAAGAAGCCUUAUUCACAUCAGGAGAAAUUUUAGACAAUUCAACUGGUAGGUAGAGAUUCAAUAGGUCUAUAUUUCAGGGAAGCAGAUUUGGUUUCUAAUAAUAGGAAAACUAUUUUUGCAAAAAGUUAAUUGAAAUGGAAUGUAUUGCCUUUGAGACAGUGUCAGAAUAGGUAUUCAAGCAGAAACUGGAAAUGAAGCUCAUAAGACGCUCGAGUGAUGGGGAAAGACAAAAAUGUACAGCAAUAACAUCCUCUGAUAAAUGUGCUAUUAAGGGUAAGUGCAAAGUACUGUGGGAAAACAGAGGCAGGAAUCAGGGAAGUGCCUACUGGGAGGGAGGAAUGGAUGCCUGUGGAUUAAGAAAACAGUAUGGACAGAGGCAAGGAACUAGGCAAGAGCCUGCUGUUCUCUGAAGACUGAGUUGUAAGAGUAUUGAGACACAACAGUGGCAAGUAAUGGAGCCAUAUUAUCUAAAGUAUUUUUGUUAAGUAUUUAGCAUAAAAGAUUAAAGGGAGCAGUUCUUUCCUGCUACAGUGAGGAUGACUGCUAUGAGGGAUGCUUUCAAUGGGUUAUUUGCCUUUUCCUAUCAGACUUUGCUGACCUAAUGAACUGAGAGUAGGAAGAUGGGGUGAGUUGGGAGCAGGGAAGGG
Molecule: messenger RNA, 3910 nt
Organism: Manis javanica (Malayan pangolin)
Lineage: Eukaryota; Metazoa; Chordata; Mammalia; Pholidota; Manidae
Source: RefSeq, a predicted model, not a curated record